Baudoinia panamericana UAMH 10762 is the source of this 1616-nucleotide messenger RNA. RefSeq lists its product as uncharacterized. Gene Ontology annotation, biological process: vesicle-mediated transport; intracellular protein transport. The record is from RefSeq and is a predicted model, not a curated record. Lineage: Eukaryota; Fungi; Ascomycota; Dothideomycetes; Mycosphaerellales; Teratosphaeriaceae. The transcript has 2 exons. Gene Ontology annotation, cellular component: CORVET complex; fungal-type vacuole. The annotation marks the transcript as partial.
UGCACGCAUAUUCUCUACAUUCAUCGUAAGAUGUGAUGGCAGCACAUGCGGCCACGAAGGCUAUAGACACACAGGAUAUCACUGACAAAGCUCGACGAGCUCUUCUUCAGCAACUUGAAGCCGUGCGUGGUAAGAAGAACCUGGUCAUUGAACGCUCACUGGCCGGAACCGUUGGACUGUUCAUCAAAUUCAGCACUUUGCAAGAGUACGGCGUCGACAAGCUCUUCUUCCUUGAGAAUCACAAUGUGGACUCCACGCAACGGAACAUCGUGUUCCUUGUCCGAGGGGACAAUGCGAAGAGAGUCAGGACGGUAGCCGAGCAGAUUCGCCUUGUUCGCAGCGAAAGUAAGAUCGACCACGACUUCUCGAUCAUAUGGGUGCCUCGGCGGACGUUAGUGAGCAAUGUGGUCCUCGAGGAGCACGGCGUCCUCGGCGAAGCGAACAUCAGCGAGUGGGACCUGCAAUUUGUGUCGCUUGAACCAGACGUACUGUCGCUCGAACUCGAGGACGCAUUCAGCGACUUGGUAUUGCGUAGAGAUCCGACCUCGAUAUUUGCUUCAGCGAGAGCGCUCAUGCUCCUGCAGAAGCAGCAUGGACUGUUUCCGCGGAUGAUCGGCAAGGGCGAAAAUGCGAAGAAGCUCGCUGAGCUUUUGCAGCGCAUGCGGAACGAAGAGGAUGUCAACGAUUCUGCAGAUGCAAGCAAUACGUAUCUGACGUCCUUCGGCUUGACGCCAAGUAGCGUGAUCGAGAGCUUGAUCAUAAUUGAUCGCGAGGUGGACUUUCCGACCGUUUUAGCCACCCAACUAACGUACGAGGGUCUGCUAGACGAAGUCUUUGGUGUAAGCAACAAUCAAACAGAAGUCGACUCUUCUGUUCUUGGUGGUGCGCCAGCGCCGCAGCAGCAGAAUGGUGCAGCCGCCGGCGCUCCCACCACUGCCACGAAGCGUAAGGUCCAGCUUGACAGCACCGAUAAGCUGUUUCCCAGCCUCAGAGAUGCGAACUUUGCUACAAUCGGACCCAUGCUCAACGCUACCGCAAGGCGGUUGCAGAAUGAUCAGCAAAGCAUACAUAAAGCUGAUCAGACGGUAUCAGACCUCAAGGACUUCGUACACAACAAGCUUCCGUCAUACCAGGCAGAAGCAGCGAGCUUGAAGAUACAUACUAGCUUGGCGGAAGAGAUCACCAACUUUACCCGUUCCGAGCUGUUUCGACGCACGUUAGAAGUCGAGCAGAACCUCCUGAUCGGCAGUGAAGGCAGCACGAUGCACGAGAAUGUCGAAGAGCUCAUUGCUCGCGACAUGCCGCUGCAGACGGUGCUGCGCCUGCUAUGCCUUGAGAGCUGCCUUAGCAACGGUAUCAGACAGCGAGAGCUGGACCACUUCAAGCGCAUGAUCCUGCAAGCGUAUGGUUACCAGCAUCUCCUGACCCUCGCAAACCUUGAGAAGAUGGGCUUGCUUGUCCCUAAGGAGAGCCAUAAAGGCUAUCUUAAUCCGAUCGCCAGUUCAGCGGGCCAGAGUGCCACAGAUUGGAAUACAGUACGAAGAGGUCUGCAAUUGUGGACCGACGACGUACAGGAAGCCGAGCCGACCGAUAUCGCAUAUGCUUUCAGCGGUUAC